UAAUAGUUACACUCGCCUCUUCGUUACUCUUACUUAUAUUCAAAAUCUAAUUACUGGAAACAUGUGUAUAUUCUUAUUAUGCUACUCGUUUUGUAGAGAGAGCGCCAUGGCAUAUGAAUUAGAUGAGCAAAAAAAGGUUGGGUUAGGUCUCAUUGGAUUUGGCAUCCUUUUCACAUUUCUUGCCAUAAUUUUAUUCUUCGACAGGGGUUUGCUUGCGCUGGCUAAUAUACUUAUGUUGGCAGGUGUAGCACUUCUGCUGGGUUUUCGUUCUACAUUACAUCUCUUCAAAGUAAACUACAAGGGCACGAUAUCAUUUAUGCUUGGGCUCUUCCUCAUAUUCGUUCGCUGGCCAGUUGUGGGUAUCAUUGUGGAAAUAUAUGGAUGCAUUGUCCUCUUCAGCUGUUUCUGGCCAUCCAUUAAGGUUUUCCUUUUCCAGAUUCCUGUAUUUGGGUGGAUUCUGUGGUAUCCUGCUCUGCUUCUUGACCGUUUUCGAAGCUGACUGAUUAGUCUGCUCCAGUUAUCCUGUUUGAUUCCUCAUCAUCUUUUUGAUGAGUUUUUGUGCAAAGGAGGAAGAAUAUACUCAGCUAGGACUCAUCAAAGUUGUCUGUUAUGUAAUGCAGCAAUUUGCUGUCUCGCUGAUCUUCACUUGGUAUCCUCCAAUGGUUCACUCAAAUGUAUAUUAUAGAUUAUGAUUAUUUCAGUAGCUGCCUAUAUUUCUGCAGAAAUAUAAUCAUUAGUUUCUAACUAACUAUUCUUCUUCUCAAGUUUUCUCAUACCAUCCUCUAUUUCCUCUACCAUUUCUAAGGAAACAUUUUACAUGUUUGGUUGUUAAGAGGAUUGUAGGUAAUUGCUUAGGGGUUAGAAUUUGUUCCAAAUUGCAAAGCCUUCUCUUCAAUUUUGUUAACUCUCGGCUAAUGGCACCCUUGGAAUAUGAUUUUCUAGGUCCAAAAUUAACAUUCUUUGUCGUCAUUAAUGAUUUAUUUCUUAGU
Lycium ferocissimum is the source of this 989-nucleotide messenger RNA. RefSeq names its product vesicle transport protein GOT1. The transcript has 6 exons. Bases 62 to 499 code for a protein of 145 amino acids. NCBI's taxonomy places the organism in Eukaryota, Viridiplantae, Streptophyta, Magnoliopsida, Solanales, Solanaceae. Gene Ontology annotation, biological process: retrograde transport, endosome to Golgi; endoplasmic reticulum to Golgi vesicle-mediated transport. The record is from RefSeq and is a predicted model, not a curated record.